CCUCAGACGGAGAAGCACCGGCGGGCCCGGAACUGGACCGACGCCGAGAUGCGCGGCCUCAUGCUCGUCUGGGAGGAGUUCUUCGAGGAGCUGAAGCAGACCAAGCGCAACGCCAAGGUGUACGAGAAGAUGGCCUGCAAGCUGCUGGCCAUGACGGGCGAGCGCCGGCUGGGCGAGGAGAUCAAGAUCAAGAUCACCAACAUGACCUUCCAGUACAGGAAAUUAAAAUGCAUGACAGAUAGCGAGUCCGUCCCGCCCGACUGGCCCUAUUACCUAGCCAUUGAUAGGAUUCUGGCCAAGGCCCCGGAGUCCUGUGAUGGGAAACUGCCGGACGGCCAGCAGCCGGGGCCCUCCACGUCCCAGACCGAGGAGUCCCUGUCGCCGUCGGCUAAGUCCACCCCUCUGUACUUACCGUAUAACCGGUGCUCCUACGAAGGCCGCUUCCAGGACGAUGGCUCCGACAGCUCCUCCAGCUUACUGUCCCUUAAGCGCAGGUAGUGUGCGUGCCCUCCUCCUGCCCCCACCACAGGAGGGCUGUGAGCGGCCAGGGGACAUUGGGGCUGGGUUUUCAAGGGUGAAUAGGAGUUGGCCAGUGGAGAAAGAGAACAGGAAGUGUUCUCUCACUGGCGGGCUGUAGAGGGAGGCGGCCAUGAGCGCCUCCAGGGACA
Molecule: messenger RNA, 668 nt
Organism: Myotis brandtii (Brandt's bat)
Lineage: Eukaryota; Metazoa; Chordata; Mammalia; Chiroptera; Vespertilionidae
Gene: MSANTD1
Product: Myb/SANT-like DNA-binding domain containing 1
Exons: 2
Biological process (GO): positive regulation of DNA-templated transcription
Cellular component (GO): nuclear body
Source: RefSeq, a predicted model, not a curated record